This is a messenger RNA of Enterobius vermicularis (human pinworm), 555 nucleotides long. The record is from the annotation of a GenBank genome assembly. NCBI's taxonomy places the organism in Eukaryota, Metazoa, Nematoda, Chromadorea, Rhabditida, Oxyuridae.
AUGGUUUCAUAUCUUCCAAAGUUUGCUAUAAAUCUUCUUGGGCAGAACCGCUGUUCAACGGUUAACUGUGACCCCAGAAUUCAGCUGAUACCGUCAGCAAAGUUUCUGUCUGGACGGCACGCACAAAUAGAUGUUUUAUCGCAGAGUAAGGCUAUAGGGUCAAUACUGCAACUUCUUGAACUUCAAAGUGCAUUUUUAGAGACGCCUGUGCCAGAAUUAAAGCUCAUAAUAUUGGUCCUCGUGGUCUCUUCGUUGGCUUCCGCCGCAAUAAAAUGUAAAAAGGGCGAGACGGCAGUUCGUCUCGCCAGGGCCGAAAAGCAUCAAGUUCCAAUAUGUCCGACGAUAACAAUUUAUGAGAGUAGGAAGAAGAAACCUGAAAUUCCGUCACAGCUGGCGUUCGAUACAUUCACAUGCGAUGCUCUGAUAUGCCGCAGAUGUCGCUGUGAAAGUGGAUUUAUGCUUUCGAAUUCAUCAUCAAAUGCAGAAUGUGUCCAAAUCUGUCCCAUAACAAAAAAAAUUUCUAUCGCUUGUGAACGCGGUGAUGUCAUUUGUUAG